Pectinophora gossypiella (pink bollworm) is the source of this 4347-nucleotide messenger RNA. RefSeq names its product CSC1-like protein 1 (gene Tmem63). Lineage: Eukaryota; Metazoa; Arthropoda; Insecta; Lepidoptera; Gelechiidae. The transcript has a single exon. The coding region runs from base 238 to 2478 and encodes 746 amino acids. The record is from RefSeq and is a predicted model, not a curated record. Gene Ontology annotation, molecular function: calcium-activated cation channel activity. Gene Ontology annotation, cellular component: plasma membrane.
CUUUUUGAACGGACAUACACAGUCCCUUCGCGUUCGCUUUGACGAAACGUCAUGCAUUUUUGUUAUCUUUAACAAACAAUAAAAUCGAGAGCUCCAGAUGGUUUUGUGAUUUGAGAAUUUGUGAUCAUAAUUAUAAUUUUAUACAGUGUUCCAAAAGUGCUUUGUGUUAGUGGGAGUAUCAUUAUGUGAAAUACUUUCUCUUUUCGCGGACGAGCGAUCUUUGUUGCGACAUCAAAAAUGAAUCGUUUUACGAACGAUAUACUUUACACCUUGGCGUCAAACAACUCUAAUGGGACUGACGAUGAAGGCUGCAUGCUGAUAAAUCCUUCUCAAAAUGUUAUAAUAACAGGAGCAUACAAUGGAAUACCGCAGACCUUGAUUCUUAACUUGAUAGCAUGGUCAUGUCUAAUAGUAUUAUUCUCUGUUUUGAGACGAACUGCUUGGAACUAUGGCCGCAUGGCUCUGGUUCAACGGUCGAAAAGUAUGUGGACGAACUUAUUCUACCGUAGGGGGGAUGGGGAGACCCUCGUAGACAGAAGACGAAAUAACGACGAGUCUGUUACCAUCGAUGAAGGAUUUUUUACAUGGCUGCCUGCCGUAUUUCGCUUGAAUCGUGAGCAGAUACUCGCUAAGUGCGGCCCUGAUGCUGUCCACUACCUAUCUUUCCAGAGGCACGCAAUAACACUAAUGUUCAUAGUAACACUAGUGUCCAUAUGCAUCAUUCUCCCGAUUAACUUCUCAGGCACGAAUCUAAAUGUUGAUGCCAGCACCUUCAGUAGAACAACCCUCUCCAACUUAAAUGGAAGUUCAUAUUGGCUUUGGGUGCAUACUUUACUGAGUAUUUCAUUCUUGCCAGUAUCAGUGCUCAUAAUGAGAAGAUGUACAGGACGCAAGCCUGUACCUACCUCCAUGACUGGAACCAUUAUGAUCAGCAACAUAGCAAGAGCCGAUCGAAAUGAAGCAACAAUUAGGGCAUACUUUGCUCAUAAUUUCCCACACAUACAAAUAGUGGACCUACGCCUUGCUUACAACAUUAACAAACUAAAUGAAGUCCAAGAAAAGAGAGAAAUGGUAACUGAAGCUCUUAUUUAUACUGAUUCCUAUUUCAAGAAAACUGGGAAACGUAUAACAGUGAAACCCAACUGGUGUGGAAAUGAACUUGAUGCUUUGGAGUACUACACAAAUGAAGAGAAGCGGCUGAAAGAUGAAGCUAAGAGGUGCAGAGCUAUUGUAUUGAAUGAUCCUUUGGGUAUUGCCUUCUUAACUCUACCAUCAUACCAAUUAGCAGAACAUGUUAUCAACCAUUUCACUCUACAUCGCGGUUGGGUGUUAUCUCAUGCCACUAAUCCAGCUGAUAUCAUUUGGGAAAAUCUUUCUGUGCAGCCAGGUGUAUGGUACCUAAAAGCUAUCGUCGUAAAUUUCUUCCUUUUUAUUGUCCUGUUCUUCCUGACCACCCCAGCUUUCGUAGUCAAUCUAUUCAAUACUCUUGUAGCAAAACCAGAAAGUCUUAGCAAAAUUAGUAGUUUGAUAUUUGAGUUUUUGCCGACAUUACUGCUUUGGACUAUGGCUGCUGUAAUGCCUGCGAUCGUAGCCUUUUCUGACAAAUUCUUAUCCCACUGGACAAAAUCUCAACAGAACUAUUCUAUUAUGACUAAAACUGUGUCUUACCUCCUGUUGAUGACGUUGAUCUUGCCGUCGCUGGGUCUCGCUAGUGCGGAAGCGUUCGUGACGUGGACGCUGCAUCACGAGAACGACACGAUGCGGUGGGACUGCGUGUUCCUCCCCGAUAAAGGCGCGUUCUUCGUCAACUACGUAAUCACCUCGGGCUUCAUCGGUACCGUGUUAGAGCUGAUUCGUUUUCCGGAACUCUUCCUUUACGUUUGGUAUUUGCUUCAGUCGAAAUCGAAAGCGGAAAAAAGUUACGUAAAGAAGGCUAUUCUGUACGAAUUUCCGUUCGGCGUUCACUACGCUUGGAGUUUAGCUAUUAUCUCUAUCACAAUGGUGUACAGCCUCGCUUGUCCUCUAAUUGCUCCGUUCGGUUUAAUCUACUUGAUGCUCAAGCAUGUCGGGGACAAACAUAAUCUUUAUUUCGCGUAUGGUCCAUGCGAUAUGAGCGGGGUGGGUGGUGGAAGAAUCCAUGCGACAGCUGUUAGAUUAAUUCGGGUGGCAGUGUUAUUAUUGUUGGUUAAUAUGGCAGCUUGGGCUGGGUUAAGAGCGGGUUUCGAGGCAAGGACCAUAAUUUUGAUAAUGGCAUCAAUUGUCGCGUUCGGGACGUUCUUGCUGCUGAGUCCGUUCCCGAGUUGUACGCCCCCGGCUCCCUUGCAAGAGGAAUCGAGUGUACGGUAUACAGAGUACGCCGCACCGGUUCUACUCAAACCUGUCGACUCUCCUCUUAGUUCAACGCCGACGACCCCCGACUACGGAGCCUCGUCUCCCGUUACCAAUCACUCCUACUCACAUGAUCCCAUUAACAUAUAAAGCGAUCAUUAGCAAAAAUCUUUAACAAUAAUUAAUCGCGGUACAUGUACUUGUAUUAUGCGAUAAACGAAAUUUAUCGAUGACGCUGUAGUCGGUUGAUACCGAUCGGCUUAGGGCAGGAAGAUUAGAGUUUUUUUAUAAAGUGUAAAUAAUGAAUGCAAUAUUUUUCUAUUGUACUUUAGUUAGCUGUGGAUGAUUAAAAUCGUUUGUGCUUGUUGUGUUGAACUACACAAAUUAUUGGAUUCACAAAAGACUUCUUUUUUUCAAUAAACGCUUGACUUCCGUUAAUAAUGUUUGAGAUAUGUCAUAUGAGUCACGUUUGUAGUCAUUUCCAAGUCAAUAUUCACGUAAUCGAGCACCAGCCGGUAGUUCACCUUGAUGAACCAACCAAUAGUUAAUUCAUAGACUUGAAGGGUGUCGACUGUCGACCAAAGGAAAUGAGGUGAUACUCUGGGUUACGCACGAACAAACUACUCGAAUUACACCAAAUAUUCAAUUAUGUUUUACCCUACUCUUGCACAUAAGAUUUUAAACACCACUUAAUACUAUUGUAUGUGAUUUUUUUUUAAAUGGCUGUCUAUUUUUUAAUUGCUUUAUACUUAGAAACGUAUUAAUUAAUAAUUUAAAUAUAUGCUUUAUUGUAGAUAUUUUAUUGUAUCAUAAAUACACAAUUUUCACUUCACAAGGAGUCCUUUUAAUUACUUUAUAGAUGCUACAGUUGCAUGGCUCUAACUUGUAGGUAAUAUACUAUCAGUUUUGUCUUUGAGCGUAAUUCCUGCCUUUGUUUGGCUGCGCUGCGUGUACGAUGACCUAAAAUUCUUGCUAAUUUGUUCUUGCUAAUGGGAAAAUUAGAUUAUCGACUGUGAUAACUGAAAAUGACGGCAGGUACCGAUGAGCGCCGAGAGGGUUUCAAGUAGUGAUAUUAGUGAAGUUCAGCUGAGUUCCUUUUCGUGUAAAUGGCAUAAUAUCAUAUUAGGAAUAUUAUUUGUCAUCAGUUUGCGCAGGAGGUUGUUGUACAUUGUUCAUUGGUCCAGCGUACCGCAGUUAAAUAUAGACAAAUGUACGCUAGUACACAUUUCGGUACAGCUGGCAGGUUUUAUUGACUCUCAAUUUAGACGUACCUGGCGAUAUAUUUUUUAAACAAAGCGCUAUGUUUACGAAAAUGAUAUUGCAUCAUGGCCGACAUUAAAACGGAACGGAUUUGGCACUUUGUAGUGUUACACGAGCGCGUUUGAUUUUAAAUUAACUGCAUUCCCAAAGACAGAGAUGUAUAGUACAUAUAUCACCAGCUACCUAUAGUUUGAGAUUAGGUCUUCGUAUCAUUGAGGAAAUCUGUAAGACCAAAUGUACCUAGGAUGUUUUUUACUUCUCUGUCCGCGAUGUGUUUGUCGAUAUAUUUCGUGAAUCAUCAAGAAUCAAAAGCGGCAGUAAAAAAUAUUUCCGAAUUACAUUUUUUUAGGGCGUGGAAGCAUAGCUGAUUAUCAUUUGAUCAAUAUUUACCCACUCACGUGCGUAAACACGUGAAUUUGCACUCAUAUAGUGUAGCUAUUGUUAACACAUGGAAACCAAAUAGGCUUUCACGGAAGCCUUACUUCAGUACCAUUUUUCUAAUUCCACUUUAAAAUAAAGGUUUUUUAUCAUACCUACUUAUAUUUAAAUUGAAUUACUUUAUAACAUGUUAGCUUCAUUCGUUAAUUUAUUUGGGUUUUUUUUAGAUUACUUACCUAUUUGUUUUAUCUAUUAUCGACAAUUUGCUGACAUGCUAUAUUGCUGCUAUUUACGGCGAUGACGACGUCUCAUGUUUUGUUCAUAAUUAUUGUUCGUAUCUCUCUCUUUAUUUAAGAGCUGCGCUCUUGUCGGUGGAGUAAU